AGUGCGGGAGCCCAAGGCCUGCGACCUGUGAUGGAUGAGGCUGGAAUCAAUGAGAGCCUCCCAGUGGACCAGGCUCUCUCCAACUACACCCUGCCUGAGCGCCUGGCGCUCAUCACCUUCCUCUCCCUGGUCAUGCUCAUGAGCGUCCUGGGAAACCUUCUGGUCAUGGUGGCCGUGUGCAAGGACCGCCAGCUCAGAAAAAUCAAGACCAACUACUUCAUAGUGUCGCUGGCGUUCGCCGACCUGCUCGUCUCCGUGCUCGUGAUGCCCUUCGGCGCCAUCGAGCUCAUCCACCAGAAUGGGAUCUACGGGGAGACGUUGUGCCUGGUGCGCACCUCGCUGGACGUGCUGCUGACCACUGCCUCCAUCCUGCACCUCUGCUGCAUAUCCCUAGAUAGGUACUAUGCCAUUUGCUGCCAGCCCCUGGUGUACAGGAAUAAAAUGACUCCCAUGAGAGUGGCUCUCAUGCUUGGAGGAUGCUGGGUAAUCCCCAGCUUCAUAUCGUUCCUGCCCAUCAUGCAAGGCUGGAACAGCAUUGGAAUAACUAAUCUGAUAGAGGCGCGUCGGUCCAGUGGGAGCAGCAACUCGACGGUGUGCGUGUUCAUGGUGAACAAGCCGUACGCGCUGACCUGCUCCCUUGUGGCUUUCUACAUCCCACUGGGGCUGAUGGUGUUGGCCUACCAGCGCAUCUACGUGACGGCGCGGGAACACGCGCGGCAGAUCAGCGUGCUGCAGCGCGCCGGGGGCGCGGGGAUUGCCGGCGCCACCUCGGACAGCGCGGACCACCAACGCAACCACCGCAUGCGCACGGAGACCAAGGCGGCCAAGACUCUGUGCAUCAUCAUGGGCUGUUUCUGCCUGUGCUGGGCGCCCUUCUUCGUGACCAACGUGGUGGACCCGUUCAUCCACUACACGGUGCCCGCCCAGCUGUGGGCCGCCUGCCUCUGGCUGGGCUACAUCAACUCCAUGCUCAACCCCAUCCUCUACGCCUUCCUCAACAAGUCCUUCCGCCGUGCCUUCCUCAUCAUCCUCUGCUGUGGGCACAAGCGCUAUCGCCGGCCCUCCAUCCUGGGUUCCGGGGCCCCCUGCACCACCACCCAGAUCAAUGGCUCCACGCACGUGCUCAAGUACUCCAUCCUGCACAACGGGACCCACACGGAGCAGGAGAAGCUGUCGCUGCAUAACGACACCGAGUCGCAAGAGUCCUGCUUAUGACGGCUGGAGGAUGAGGACGGUCAGAGCCAUCACCCCCCCACGCACACCACCACGAGCCCCGAGCACCGAACAAUCGUCCCCCGGGCUGCACGCCGGCGCCCCCGACCUUUCGCAGAGACGUAUGGAUACUGAUCGCGAGCGGAAGGCACAUUACUCUGCCAAAGCUGUUGAAUAUAACGAGCUGGCUUUGGGGAACACGGGAAACGCACGGCUCUCCUUUGUCUAAUCAAGGGAGGAAAACAGAGGCACAGGAAAAUGUGGUUGUCCUCUCGCCCUCCAGCAGCCUCCCCCCCCCGCCUCAAAUCCGCGCGGAGGGCGGCACCGCUGGCAGCCGCUCGUUUUCAAACCCUAAUUAAUGAAAAGAACGACUCCUGCCGUCGGAAGGAAACGUUAACCGAGCCGAGCUGAUCAAAGGUGGUGCAGCGCCACGGCGGCAUGUGGCCGUCGCCGUCGCACAGGAGGAGUCGCCAGGUUCGGGCCUGUCUCUCGUUCGCCUCCUUCCACUCCCCGCUGC
Messenger RNA from Scleropages formosus (Asian bonytongue), 1729 nucleotides. It is a transcript of the gene htr4, whose product is annotated as 5-hydroxytryptamine receptor 4. Gene Ontology annotation, cellular component: plasma membrane. The transcript is spliced from 6 exons. Gene Ontology annotation, molecular function: G protein-coupled serotonin receptor activity. The record is from RefSeq and is a predicted model, not a curated record. Lineage: Eukaryota; Metazoa; Chordata; Actinopteri; Osteoglossiformes; Osteoglossidae. The coding region runs from base 31 to 1215 and encodes 394 amino acids. Gene Ontology annotation, biological process: positive regulation of MAPK cascade; adenylate cyclase-activating adrenergic receptor signaling pathway; regulation of appetite.